AUGAUACCACGCACGGCACAAAUACGCCAACAGCAGGCAAAUGAGAGGCGCAACAGGCUGGAGGAGAGCGCCGCCCGUGCGUCCCGGGAGGACAUCUUCGCUCGACACAACGUCAUGCGGGGCGUGCGUGUCGGGGGCUCGCGGCUUGCAAACACCAACCGCUACACGCGCCGAGACCCAAACCGAGGCAUCAUCACACAAGCGGAGUGGAAUGAGCUGGUAGAACAGCAUGAGGAUUCCGGUUUUAGGUUUAGAUUCUUCUUUAUUGGACUUGUCCUGUUCUCCGUUGCUCUCUUGGCACUCGCUAAGUACGACAUGGAGUUCAACGUGGAGCCCCCUCAAAUAGAAAGUGGGAGAGGGUUUGGGGAGGUCACCUCAGACAAAGGCACGGGCAUGAACCUUGAGGAGCUGGAGAAGUACUAUGCGACACUCGGUGUGAAGGGUCGGCUUCGGCCCAGUGACACAAAAGCGGGGGUUGAAGAAGGGGCACAAGAUGCGGAUAAGGAGCGUCGGCGGGAGAAUUUUCGCGUUCGCAAGGAAAUUCGUCGAGCUUACAAGGAGCAUCAGCAACAGCGAGGACAGCUUGUGCAUUGUGGUCGAACCUGUGAAGCCAAAAGUAAGCAGGUGGAGUUGGCGUACAAUCGCCUGGCUUCCCAGGUGGAUCGUGAGCUAUACGGGGUUCUGGUGGGCGCGAACGACACCAAGUCCAAGCGGUCGUUAGAUGCUGCAGACCUAAAAAAGGCCUAUGAAGCAAAGAAGAAGGAAGUGGAAGAAAAUGAAAAGGAUGAGGAGGAUCGAGAGAUGGCCUUGGAGGAACUCAAGGAUGCGUAUGACAUUCUUGUGAAUCCAGAGGCUCGCAACUACUACCUUCUCUACGGUAUGAAGCCUCCGGAGCACAUGCGUCACAUGAGUGCUAGAAAUGGGGGCUGGGGACAGGAGAUGACACUGGGCGUGUACAAGAACCGCUUUAUCCUGGCUUGGCUGGACUUCCUUCAUGACUUUAUUGGGCUUUGGGGGGAAACGGCAGUUAUAAUUGCAGCAUUGGCCUUCUUGCUUUCACGUGUUCCAAUGGCUUUAAAGCAGUCCCAGCGUCUGCUGGAUGAUCUGGAUUGGGAGGCCUCUGUGGAGGAUACGGAACGGGGCAGACGCAAAAACGACGAAAAAACGGAGUAG
Trypanosoma conorhini is the source of this 1173-nucleotide messenger RNA. RefSeq lists its product as uncharacterized. The transcript has a single exon. The record is from RefSeq and is a predicted model, not a curated record. Bases 1 to 1173 code for a protein of 390 amino acids. NCBI's taxonomy places the organism in Eukaryota, Euglenozoa, Kinetoplastea, Trypanosomatida, Trypanosomatidae.